AUGGAAUCCUCAGAGAGGAUCGAGUUGCCUGCCUCGUUUGAAGAUGUUAGCAUAGACCACUUGGUACUUCUCAUAGCCGACAUGCUCGAACGGUUAAUAGCGCAUAAUGAUCAAAUACCACUAGUUCCUGAAGGUCUCACCCGAUUUCAUUCUCGAGCCGCGCCAAACAUAUCGGUGCUGGAUUAUUUACGCCGGAUUGUCAGAUUCACGAACGUGGAGAAAGCAUGCCUUCUACUCACUCUACACUAUAUUGACCAAAUCUGCGCACGGAUGCCCCUGUUUACGCUCUCCUCAUUGACUGCACAUCGUUUCAUCGUCGCCUCGGUGGCGAUAUCCAGCAAGGCUUUCUGCGAUGCGUUUUGCACCAACUCACACUACGCCAAGGUCGGUGGAAUAUCCAUCGUGGAACUGAACGUCCUGGAGAGGGAAUUCCUUCGGAUAAUCGACUGGGAUCUCACGUGCACUCGCGAGUUAUUGCAGGAAUAUUACGUCAACCUCGUACGGACGCAUAGCUCUGGCAAAUUUGUAAUCCCGACGACGCAGCAGUCGUCCAGCGGCUCUUCCGACAGCGAGAUAGAAGUCGAUAGUGGCCGCUCUCGGCCAAUGUCUCCAGUCGAGGGCAAUUCACAUGCGGGUCACCCUCCGGUACCCCACGGAGCGUCCACUAUCCUUAUCGAUACGGCAACCUUAUCACCGCAGCCUUCGCAAGGACCCACCAUCGAACAGAAUAUGGCCUUCGCUGCGCUCAGGGAGUCGAUGGAUCAAUCAUGA
Gloeophyllum trabeum ATCC 11539 is the source of this 771-nucleotide messenger RNA. RefSeq names its product cyclin-domain-containing protein. The record is from RefSeq and is a predicted model, not a curated record. Gene Ontology annotation, cellular component: nucleus; cyclin-dependent protein kinase holoenzyme complex. Bases 1 to 771 code for a protein of 256 amino acids. The transcript is spliced from 5 exons. NCBI's taxonomy places the organism in Eukaryota, Fungi, Basidiomycota, Agaricomycetes, Gloeophyllales, Gloeophyllaceae. Gene Ontology annotation, molecular function: protein kinase binding; cyclin-dependent protein serine/threonine kinase regulator activity. Gene Ontology annotation, biological process: regulation of cyclin-dependent protein serine/threonine kinase activity.